This is a messenger RNA of Synchiropus splendidus (mandarinfish), 4763 nucleotides long. It is a transcript of the gene tmem63c, whose product is annotated as transmembrane protein 63C. Gene Ontology annotation, molecular function: calcium-activated cation channel activity. Bases 226 to 2727 code for a protein of 833 amino acids. Lineage: Eukaryota; Metazoa; Chordata; Actinopteri; Syngnathiformes; Callionymidae. Gene Ontology annotation, cellular component: plasma membrane. The record is from RefSeq and is a predicted model, not a curated record. The transcript has 24 exons.
GUCGGAGGCGGCAGACACACCAACAUCCGCGUCUCUCCGAGCUGUCGACGGAUCCUGGGAGCAUUUCUGCACUUUUCCAGAAAACAGUGGUGACCCCGGGUCAUCCCUCCAGAGUGUACUGGGUCUGCCCCUCCUAGUUGACCUCCUCAACUUGGAAGAGCAGGGGUCUACUUUGAGUCUCCCUUGGAUGACUGAGCUUCUAUCUCGAGAUAUGUUCCAGUGCUGAUGGCUGACUUCAAUUUGUUCUUCACAAGAGCGCCACCUGUUGAGGGGAGGUCUUCUGAGCUGGAUGGGUUCCUGGAGUCGUCGGACGUCGGGAACUCAACAGCCGAGCGAUGCUUCCGCGCGCACUCUCGUGGAAGCGUCCUCCAGGGGCUGCCGUUCGGAGGAGUUCCCACGGUUCUUGGUAUCAACGUGGUGGUCUGGAUGAUACUCCUGCUGGUCUUCUCCUGCCUCAGGAAGGCGGCGUGGGACUACGGGCGCCUCGCCUUGCUCAUGGAUACGGACAGUCUGACAUCUCUGUUCUACGGCGAACCCAGUGAGAAGGAGAAGUCCCCGUCUGAGUCCAGCCCCUCAGACUCUGACUCUAAAGACCCGGGCUUCUGCUCGUGGCUCACGUCGCUCUACCACAUGAAGGACGAGGAAAUCCGCAGCAAGUGUGGGAUGGACGCCGUCACCUACCUCUCCUUCCAGCGCCACAUCAUCAUGCUCAUGGCCGUCGUCUGCCUGCUCUCCCUGGCCGUCAUCCUGCCUGUCAACUUUUCCGGGAAUCUCCUGGGAGACAGUCCAGAGGAUUUUGGGAGGACGACUCUGGCCAACGUUAGCGCAGAGGACGGUUUUCUGUGGCUGCACGCCGUCUUCGCUCUCGUCUACUUCACCAUCACGUCGCUGUGCAUGGCUCACCACUCCUCCCGGCUGGACUACCAAGAGCACGAGAAGGUAGCGAGAACUCUGAUGAUCACCUGCAUUCCCAGAGAGAUCAGUGACCCAGGACUCAUCACUAAACACCUCCACGAGGCCUAUCCCAGCUGCACCGUGACAGAUAUCCGAUUCUGCUUCGACGUCCAGAAGCUGAUGAGGCUGGAUGUGGAGAGACGCAAAGCCAUGAAGGGACGGUUGUACUUUGCCUCUAAAUCUCAGAAGGAGGGGAGGAUCACGAUCAAGACUCAUCCUUGCGCUCGCAUCUUCUGCUGUGACUUCUGUGGCUUUGAGAAGGUGGAUGCGGAGCAGUACUACAGCGAGCUGGAGGAGAAGCGCACGGACGAAUUCAAUGCCGAGAAGAGCCGCAUCUCCAUGAAGCGGCUGGGAAUCGCAUUUGUGACCUUCCGUGACGAGAGGAUGACUGCAGUAAUCGUGAAGGACUACAGCAGGGCGAACUGUCGGGGCAAACCGCAGCAGUCCAGCGUCACGGCCGUGGUGCAGUCGCACAACUGGGGCGUCAGCUAUGCCCCUGCUCCCAAUGACAUCAUCUGGGAGAACCUGUCGGUGUGCGGCUCCCGAUGGUGGCUCCGCUGUGUCCUCCUCAACAUCCUCCUCUUCCUCCUGCUCUUCUUCCUCACCACGCCGGCCAUCAUCGUAAACACCAUGGACAAGUUCAACGUCACCAGGCCCGUGGAGAGUCUGCAGAGCCCCGUCAUCACCCAGUUCUUCCCGACUCUCCUGCUCUGGGCCUUUUCCGUCCUCCUCCCCUUCAUUGUUUACUACUCGGCUUUCUUCGAGUGCCACUGGACCAGAUCCGGAGAGAAUCAGCUGACCAUGCACAAGUGCUUCCUGCUGCUGGUCUUCAUGGUCAUCGUCCUGCCGUCGCUGGGCCUGUCCAGCCUGGACUUGUUCUUCACGUGGCUCUUCGACGUUCAUUUCCUGGACGAAAAGGACGUGAAGUUCCAGUGCGUGUUCCUCCCCGACAACGGCGCCUUCUUCGUCAACUACGUCAUCACGUCCAGUCUGAUCGGAACGGCCAUGGAGCUGCUCCGUAUCCCGGCGCUCAGCGUGUACGCCGUCCGCCUCUGCUUGGCCAAGUCGCAGGCUGAGCGGAUCCACAUCAAACGGAGCCAGACGUACGAGUUCCAGUUCGGGCUGGAAUACGCCUGGACCAUGUGCAUCUUUGCAGUCAGUGUGACCUACAGCAUCACCUGCCCCAUCAUCACACCCUUUGGUCUCCUCUACGUCAUCCUGAAGCACAUGGUGGACCGUUACAACAUCUACUACGCCUACGUGCCCACCAAGCUAAACCAGCGCAUUCACAGAGCCGCCAUCAGUCAGGUGAUCCUGGCGCCCAUCCUCUGCAUCUUCUGGCUGCUCUUCUUCUCCAUCCUCAGAUUAGGUCCGGUUCAUCCCAUCACGCUCUUCGUUUUCGUGUCGCUGCUCUGCUGCAUCGCCUUCUCGCUCGUCCGCUUGUGCCUUAAGAAGCAGCCUGACAAGUCCAGCAGCUACCAGAUGUCCAAUCAGCCAGCAGAGGGAGCCUUCACGGACUCGGAGCGGAGCACAGUGACGUCCACCACUGCCUCCAGUUUGUUUGUGGCGUCGGUGCUGCUGGAUCCGGAGCUGGCGUUGACUCCGAUGCCGUCCCCAGCCCAUCACGGCUACGGCGCCUUGGCCAACGCCCAGACGGUCGCCAGCGGAGCGCAGGAGGAGGAGGAGGAAGGUGAGCCCACCCAGACCCGUGAGACUGAACUCCAGGACCGCCCGGUCAGCCCGCUCAUGGACAGCCCGUUGGGGUACCAGUAACACCAAAUCGCUCUGACUGCUAACGCCACGUUUUCACCUUCGCCUCAAACUACUCGAGCAACACGAGUUUCUGAAUCUUACUCACCGAAACCAAAUGAUCCUCGUCUUUUUCCGUCCGCUCAUCUGGAUCUUCGUUCUCCAAGGUGGCCCGACCCCAGCGCUUUCCCAAACUUCUGUGUCACGGCUUGUGUGGAGGUGAAAGUUCCCACCCGAGUGGGAGGUGUGAGCAGGCUCGCCCCCGCCAGACUGACAGAGCGAGCGGCCCGGGUGCGGGUGAGAUCUGUUUCCUUGGGGGGGAGGCAAGAGGGUGAGGGCAGCGAGAGGAGAAGCCAUCUGCAGUGAGAGCAGACAGACGGCAAGAAAGAUCUGACACAGACGGCACGAGCUUCUCCGCUGUUCCUCUAAAUCCUGGAAUAUUUUUGCUACAGAUGUUUGUUGUUGAUAUUGUGUUGAGACCCAUCACUCUAAUGAUCGCGGUGUUGUUCAGCUGUCACGGUCGAGAAACACAUCAACACGUCUUGGAGGCAGUAAGAAACGAAUACGUUGAAUUCAUCGAAAGUAAUUUCUUAAGUCAAUUUCUGCUCCUGAGUCGCACCAAACAGUAACUAUUUUCCAGUUGUUUGAAUAUAAACUUUAUUUCAAGUGCUAAAUAUGUGCUGUCAGUUAUUAGCAUUUGCGUUAGCUUGGAUUGUUAGUCCUGCUGAAAUAAAUGUUUCUGAAUGUAAAAUCCCAAAAUGAAAGUUCAAAUGUGUCAAUGACUUCCACACAAAAUGAUUUAUUCGGCAAAAACUAGUGUACAUAAGGCGAAGAAAUGACGUGUGUGCCGUCUCAGGUGCUGGGGACGUGUCAGCUGAGAGCCCAGUGUGAAACUAGGAAUUUAAAAGUCUCUGGACCCCUGUGAUCAUAGCUAUGGACUGUGUGUUUGGUGAUGACGGCUGUGGAUUGUCUCUUUCUGCAUAUGUGAAUUUUUUUUAUUUUUGUACUUGAGUGUACCUGAAUGUGAUCUGUGCUGUGCCUUGAAGGAAACUCGUGUGACAAUCCAGCACGGCCUGAAAUAUGCUGCAUGAACUUCAUUAUCACGGACGCAACAUUCAAAUGUUUUGUUUUGCUGCUGACAAAGUGCAAGCUACUUUUUGAGAACCCAAUAUCUUGAAGACAUGCAUUGACAUGCCUUAUUACCGACAACUUGCAGCGGAGAUUUGUACUACAGUGCUCCCCUUCAGUGCCCCCUACAGGACGACACUUGUGGAACCCGAUCAGAAAGUUGCCUGUUCUUGUUUUACUUUUAAACAUCCUUGUUUCUGAAAGGGUUACACUGUCCCUCAGUGCAUGCUUUUCAACAGCACAUAUGCUAACAUGUAGCAUUGCAGUUUUCCUAUCGCAAUGCAACAGCUAAACAGGCAAAUUUAGAAGUUUUGUAUCACUGAGGUUUGAAAUGCUAUUUGGGUAUUUUAAAAGUAAGGGUAAAAAAAAGCUUGCACGUACAGUACACACAAAACACUGGUUUGAGUGAAAGGAGCUUUAGUUUCAGUCUGACCUCGCAUGGCUGUAGCCUUGGCUCUGCAUCGCUAACAUUCACCAAGAAACCCAAAGUGUGUGUUCAGUGUUGAGGCGCUAAGUCGUAUCUGAGAGAUUAACAAGUUUGUUUUUAAGAUGUAAUGCGUGUUUGUAAAAUGUAUUUGUUUAUAAGGACGCUAAAUCUGGAGUGGUGGAGCAGAUGAAAGCGGACUGAAGUAGAAAGCACAAAGUUAAAUGUGUGUGCUGCGGGUUGCGACACACUCUGUUAACUGGCUGUCCUUUGAAGAACGCCACAUUUAACUUAUGAGGGUCCUCUGUGUUCUCCAGUGGCUUCUGUCUGUCUCAGUUGAGCUCAUCAGGAGUUUCCCAAAUCUUUUUUUGAAGCGCUUUAAUCGACAGAUCGUCCAUAAAUGUUGGCUUUAUUACUUUCGCGAGAUCGUCUGGUCUGUUUGACAUUCAUCGCUAAUGACUUUUCCGCUUACAGCCUGAAGUUCUGUGAUCUGAAAUUAAAAUCUUUG